UGUUCUCGUGCUUCUGCAGUGGCACAGAGACGAGCGCAGAUUAAUGGUGAUUAUUUGAGCUUGGAGGGGGAUUAGUGUGUCUGUGGUGAAGCUGUAGCCGAGCCAGAAUGAAGUACGCACGCGUUUGUGCAGUGAACUCUGCAGCCUGAAGCAGACAGGGAAGCAGAAUGAUUCUGCUGGAAACGCCAUGAGUCAGCUCCGAGUGUUGGCGAGUUUGCUGAGAGGUGGAUGUGCCGGGAGGAACCAGUGGUUCCGAGGAUGUGGAGGUGUCCCUGCCAGGCGCUGCUGGGCCGACCCCAGCAGGAGAGGCUGCUCCUCGUCUGGCUCUGCGCCUGUUCCGUCAGCGCUGGCCAGUAGCUCCACCUAUGUGGAGGAGAUGUACUAUGCCUGGCUGGAUGAUCAUAAAAAUGUCCACGAGUCUUGGGACGUCUUUUUCCGUAACAUCCAGGCCUCCAGCCCGCCUGGUGAGGCGGAGGAGAGACGCCCCUCCACUCUGCUCCGCGGCCGGGUCCUGUCCCACUCUCCUGGCACGGCACAGAAAGUGGUGGAGGACCACCUGGCUGUGCACAAUCUCAUUAGAGCUUACCAGGUUCGCGGUCACUACGCCGCCCACUUAGACCCUCUGGGAAUCCUGGACACUGACCUGGACUCCUUCGUACCCUCUGACCUGAUCACCACCAUCGAUAAAUUAGGUUUUUAUGGUUUCGAUGAGUCUGACAUGGAUAGGACCUUCCAGCUGCCGCCGACCACCUUCAUCGGAGGAGACAGCGCCACGCUUCCCCUGAGAGAAAUCAUUCGCAGACUUGAGUCGUCGUACUGCCGUCACAUAGGAGUGGAGUUCAUGUUCAUUAACAACGUGGACCAGCGUCAGUGGAUCCGCCAGAGAUUCGAGACACCGGGGAUCAUGCAGUUCACCAAUGCUGAGAAGAGAAAUCUUCUCGCCCGCCUGGUCAGAUCCACACGGUUUGAGGACUUCCUGGCCAGGAAGUGGUCAUCAGAGAAGCGUUUUGGUCUGGAAGGCUGUGAAGUUCUAAUCCCUGCUCUGAAAACCAUCAUUGACACGUCGAGCGCUGCCGGAAUCGACAGCGUGAUCAUGGGGAUGCCCCAUCGAGGUCGACUGAACGUCCUUGCGAAUGUGAUCCGUAAAGACCUCGACCAGAUUUUCUGUCAGUUCGACCCAAAGUUGGAGGCAGCUGAUGAGGGUUCGGGCGAUGUCAAAUACCACCUUGGGAUGUACCAUGAGAGAAUUAACCGUGGGACGGACAAGCACAUCACGCUGUCGCUCAUGGCAAACCCCUCCCACCUGGAGGCUGUGGACCCAGUUGUUCAGGGAAAAGCCAAAGCUGAGCAAUUCUACAGAGGAGACACUCGGGGAAAGAGGGUCAUGUCCAUCUUGAUGCAUGGAGAUGCUGCUUUUGCUGGACAAGGAGUUGUGUAUGAGACCUUUCACUUAAGUGAGCUCCCCUCCUACACAACACAUGGUACAAUCCAUGUGGUGGUCAAUAACCAGAUUGGCUUUACCACGGAUCCCCGGGUGGCGCGCUCCUCUCACUACCCCACCGAUGUGGCUCGGGUGGUCAACGCGCCCAUCUUCCAUGUGAACGCCGAUGACCCCGAGGCCGUCAUGUACGUGUGCCGCGUUGCUGCAGAGUGGAGGACCACCUUCAACAAGGACGUCGUCAUUGACCUGGUUUGUUACCGACGUUUUGGCCAUAACGAGAUGGACGAGCCCAUGUUCACGCAGCCGCUGAUGUACAAACAGAUCAAUCGGCAGGUGCAUGUGCUGAAAAAGUAUUCCGACAAGCUCAUCGCCGAGAGAGUGGUGACACUGCAGGAAUUUGAGGAAGAAGUUGCCAAAUAUGACAAGAUAUGUGAGGAGGCAUACACCAGCUCCAAGGAUGAAAAGAUCUUGCACAUUCGACACUGGCUCGACUCCCCUUGGCGAGAUUUUUUCACAGCACAGGGAGAGCCGAAGAGCAUGAGCUACAUCUCCACCGGCCUGGAGGAGGAAGUUCUGCAGCACAUUGGCCAAACUGCCAGCUCAGUUCCUCUUCAAGAUUUUAGGAUCCAUCCUGGUGUGUCUCGUAUCCUGCGGGGUCGAGAAGACCUGGUGAAGAGUCGUCAGCUGGACUGGGCUCUCGGAGAGUACAUGGCCUUUGGUUCUCUGCUCAAAGACGGCAUCCACGUACGACUCAGCGGGCAGGACGUAGAGCGGGGCACCUUCAGUCACCGUCAUCAUGUUCUGCACGACCAGGAGGUGGACAAACGUACCUGUGUUCCCAUGAACCACCUGUGGACCAAUCAGGCUCCUUACACUGUUUGUAACAGCUCCUUAUCAGAGUACGGAGUGUUAGGUUUUGAGCUUGGUUUUGCCAUGGCCAGUCCAAACGCUCUGAUCCUAUGGGAGGCCCAGUUCGGUGACUUUAACAACACAGCACAGUGUAUCAUUGACCAGUUUAUCAGCUCGGGUCAGGCGAAGUGGGUCCGCAACAAUGGUAUUGUCCUCCUGCUGCCACAUGGGAUGGAGGGAAUGGGUCCAGAACAUUCGUCUGCUCGACCUGAGCGCUUUCUGCAGAUGAGCAAAGACGACCCCGAUCACUUCCCUGAGUUAACAGGAGACUUUGAAGUCCAGCAGCUGUACGACUGCAACUGGAUUGUGGUCAACUGUUCCACGCCUGCCAACUACUGUCAUGUGCUCAGGCGACAGAUUCUGCUGCCAUUCAGAAAACCGCUGAUUAUUUUUACUCCGAAAUCCCUGCUGAGGCAUCCAGAUGCAAGAUCUAGUUUUGACCAUCUCGCCAAAGGGACUAAAUUCAAGAGGCUAAUUCCCGAUGAGGGUCCAGCAAGUCAAAGCCCAGGUCAGGUGAAGAGGGUGAUCUUCUGCACUGGUAAAAUCUACUAUGAGCUGGUUAAAGAGAGGAAACGGCAGAACAUGGAGAAAGACAUCGCCAUCACCAGACUUGAACAGAUUUCUCCUUUUCCGUUUGACCUGGUCAGAGCGGAGGCUGAGAAAUACGCCGACGCUGAGCUGGUCUGGUGUCAGGAGGAGCACAAAAACAUGGGUUACUACGAUUAUGUCCGUCCACGUUUCCUCACAGUGGUGGCCAACAAGAAGCCCGUGUGGUAUGUGGGACGCGACCCCGCAGCUGCGCCCGCGACCGGUAACAAGUCGACUCACCUCAAUGAGCUGAAGAGGUUCAUGGACACUGCUUUCAACCUGAGCGCCUUCACGGGCAAGGACAAGCAGUGAGAAGUAGACAUGAGGUGCGGUUUCAUCUCCAACCACCAAACUGUCGUGGCGUUUAAACACCUGAUAACCUCAUAUGAAAAUUGUCGGCAAGUACGACUUAUUAAGUUAUUUUUACUAUGGUCAAUGUACAAAAUACAAAAAUGCCAUGUCCCAAAACUUCUACAAGAACUAAAGCAAUUUUGGGACGUCAUGUAUUGGAAGAAUCUGCACUUUAAUCAAUCCGCAAUAAUCAGCGUAGGUAGAAGGGUUCUUGCACCCUACAGUGUUUAAAUAGGCUGUAUAAGCUGUUAAGUGUUGGCCAAGGACAAACGGGCUGAAUCUCCUAACAUCCGCAUUUCAAAAUAAGUUCCUUAAAAAAUAUUGUGAAAGAGUGUUUAAAGUAGCAACAGUGCCCUUUAACAUCACUUUACCACUAACAAUUACAUUUGUGAUAUUGACUUUUUGUAGUAGCUUUAAUGCUGUAGAUCAGGUAUGUCCAAAGUCAUACUAUUAUUAUUAUUAUUAUUAUUGUUAUUGUUUAUGGCCAGGGAUGGAGUGUGACAGCAAUGCAUCCCCAGUACACGUAUCUGGAGAUUUGCUUUGAAACCAGAGCUCCGGGCAGGAAAGAUUCAUGCAUUAAUCUCCUGUUACGGUUAAAAAUUAUAAUUGUGACGAAGAAAAUAAAAUGAUUAUAAAACCGUGCAUUUGUAUGUUUAAAAAAACAUUGGCCCCCAAGAAUUUUCACAUCAUGAAAUCUGGCUCUCCUUGGACACCCCUGCUGUAGAUACCUCCACUGUUGCUAUGCAGAAUAGUAUUUUAGUACUUUAGUACUAGAAUCUAUAUUUGUUUGUAUAUGAAUUGCAGAAGCGACUUGAUGCACACAAACCUUUCACAGGUACGACGGCUGUUCUGAAAGUAGAGGCAUCAGUAGGUUUAGUGCCUGUUUUUUUUUUUUGUCUUUGUUUUGGCUACCUUUAGCUGUAAGUGAAGAAGUAUGUAUUUACUGUCACACCUCACUUCACCGGGAGACAUGAGCCAGCUGGCACAGAGACUUGUAGCCAUGUUUUCUACGUAGGACAUAAGGCUGGGCUUCCUCUUCGGAGGCGGAGGGACACACGCGAGACACAGCGAGCGCCUCGGAUGCUUCUGAGAGCAACGCUGAUGCUCAGUUGUCAUUUUUAAAUCCACAGGUAUUAAACAGAACCGAUAUUAGCUACUGCUCUGCUCAGAAAUUAUGCUUCCUGUUUCCUGCCUCUCCACUUACAGCUAAAGAAUUAAAUCACUGUACAUCAUUUCAGAUGAUUAUGACCUUUUAGGUUUGUACCUUUGAGUGCAUUAAAGGAACAGAAUAUCCAGUGACAA
Solea senegalensis (Senegalese sole) is the source of this 4591-nucleotide messenger RNA. RefSeq names its product oxoglutarate dehydrogenase L (gene ogdhl). The record is from RefSeq and is a predicted model, not a curated record. Bases 188 to 3250 code for a protein of 1020 amino acids. NCBI's taxonomy places the organism in Eukaryota, Metazoa, Chordata, Actinopteri, Pleuronectiformes, Soleidae. Gene Ontology annotation, cellular component: oxoglutarate dehydrogenase complex; mitochondrion. Gene Ontology annotation, biological process: tricarboxylic acid cycle. The transcript has 23 exons. Gene Ontology annotation, molecular function: oxoglutarate dehydrogenase (succinyl-transferring) activity; thiamine pyrophosphate binding.